CCAAAUAUGAGUUUAACCUCUGAUCUCUCCGAAAAAUCCAGUGAUAAAAUGAAGGUUCUAGAGGAUUUAACAUCAAAUGUAACGCAGAUACAAGACAAUGUAUUGGAGGAGAUACUCACACUAAAUGCAAACACGAAUUAUCUCCAAAAGUUCUUCCUUGGAAGCUUUGAUAAAGAAAGUUUCAAGAAGAACGUACCAGUGGUAACUUAUGAAGAUGUUAAGCCAUAUAUCGAACGUGUCGUGAAUGGAGAGCCCUCGAAUGUCAUUUCGGCCCGGCCUAUAACCGGUUUUGUACUAAGUACGGGAACUUCAGGGGGAGCACAAAAGAUGAUGCCAUGGAAUGAAAAAUAUUUAGACAACUUGACCUUCAUGUAUGAUCUUCGUAUGCAUAUUAUAAGCAAUAAUGUGAAAGAUGUGGAGAAAGGAAAGGCGAUGAUGUUUUACUUCACUAAACUCGAAUCCAUCACUCCCUCUGGCUUGCCUGCUCGAGUCGCCAGCAGUAGCUAUUUAAAGAGCAACUAUUUCAAGAACCGUCCAUCAAACUGGUAUUACUCUUACACAAGCCCUGAUGAAGUCACUCUAUGUCCAGACAACAAACAAAAUCUCUACUGCCAUUUGCUUUGUGGUCUGGUUCAAAGAAACGAGGUUACAAGAAUGGGUUCUAUCUUCGCCUCCGUUAUGGUCCGAGCAAUCAAGUUUCUUGAAGAUUCAUGGGAAGAGUUGUGUUCAAACAUCCGAUCAGGGCAGCUCAGCGAGUGGAUCACGGACAUUGGUUGUCGAGAUUCGGUGUCUCUAGUUCUUGGUGGGCCUCAUCCUGAAGCGGCAGACACCAUUGAACAAAUAUGCAACCAAAAAUGUUGGAAAGGUAUAAUCACAAGACUUUGGCCAAAAGCUAAAUAUAUUGAAACUAUUGUUACUGGUUCGAUGGUGCAGUAUGUUCCCACAUUGAACUAUUACUCUAAUAAUAUGUUACCUCUCAUUUCAACAAUCUACGCUUCUUCGGAGACUCAAUUCGGGUUAAAUCUCAAUCCUAUGUGCAAGCCUGAAGAUGUAUCGUACACAUUCAUGCCCAACGUGUCCUACUUCGAGUUCAUACCAGUGGAUGGAGACAAGAACGAUGUUGUUGACCUUGCUGAUGUCAAACUUGGAUGUUGUUAUGAGGCUGUCGUCACAAAUUUUUCAGGCUUGUAUAGAAUAAGAGUUGGAGACAUUCUAGUGGUGACUGGUUUCCAUAACAAAGCACCUCAGUUUAGGUUUAUAAGAAGAGACAACGUGGUUUUAAGCAUUGACUUGGACAAAACUAACGAAGAUGAUCUGUUUAAGGCGGUGAAUAACGCAAAACUCACUCUUGACUCAUCACAUCUCAUGCUAAUAGACUUCACUAGCUAUGCUGAUAUCUCCACUAUCCCGGGACACUACGUAGUUUAUUGGGAAGUAAAGAACAAAAACGAAGACAAGAAGAGCAAAAAGCACAUAGAGCUCAAAGAAGAGACAUUCUCGGAGUGUUGUUUACUAAUGGAGGAUUCAUUAGACAGUGUUUACAAGAUUUGUCGGUUUAAGGAGGAAUCUGUAGGACCAUUGGAGAUAAAAGUGGUGCGUCAAGGGACAUUUGAUUCUCUCAUGGAUUACUUCAUCUCACAAGGUGCUUCUAUUGGUCAAUACAAGACUCCAAGGUGCAUUAAAUCUGGAAAAGCCUUAGAGGUAUUAGAGGAAAAUGUGGUAGCCACAUUCUUCAGUACCUGAUAGAUAAUAAUGUUGCUAAGUUAUCAAUAAAUAUGCAUGUGCAUAUGCUAGCUGCGUAUUAGUUUUCUAAAUUGUUGGAGUUUCUUUUUCUUUUUCUCUUUAUUGGAAAAAUCAAUGUUAAAGUGUUUUUAGUCCAUACAAAAACAAUGUCGUUUUCGAUA
Molecule: messenger RNA, 1904 nt
Organism: Arabidopsis thaliana (thale cress)
Lineage: Eukaryota; Viridiplantae; Streptophyta; Magnoliopsida; Brassicales; Brassicaceae
Product: Auxin-responsive GH3 family protein
Exons: 4
Coding region: 7-1743 (578 amino acids)
Source: RefSeq, marked reviewed